Molecule: messenger RNA, 1071 nt
Organism: Umbelopsis ramanniana AG
Lineage: Eukaryota; Fungi; Mucoromycota; Umbelopsidomycetes; Umbelopsidales; Umbelopsidaceae
Exons: 1
Coding region: 1-1071 (356 amino acids)
Cellular component (GO): Golgi apparatus
Molecular function (GO): glycosyltransferase activity
Source: RefSeq, a predicted model, not a curated record
AUGACCUUUGAACGCUCAAAACGACGUACAGUUAGCCUCAUCUUAGUGUUUAUCACUGGAAUCCUGGGCUUAGUUGUCUUCUUUAACUUUCGCUCGCUCGCAUUGAAUGAUAUGCACUCGUCUGCCAGUAACGUGCACGCAGCCGACGUAUCGCCUGUCAGUGACGUGUAUACGGACGAAGUAAAAACUGUAUUGGAUCAGGAAACAGGCUUGCCAAGCUGUAAUGUACCCUAUGGAGAACUCAUGUCUAUUGUAGAUGAUGAACCCUACACCUCUUGCAUUUUCAAGGAUAAUGAACUAGGCGACUUGAUUUGGGAAGCUGCCGAGUACCCUCUGCCUUCGCAACAUAUCGUCCAAGCUAUUGAAAACAACCUCAUCGAUGAAACGCAGCGAACUCUACUGCUUGCUGUGGUCAACCACGGUAUGCUGGAAUAUACACUCAACUGGAUUGAGUCUCUCAGGAGAACUCAAAUUGAAAAGUACCUUGUUUUUGCCAUUGAUCAAGAACUGGUAGACGCCUUAACGGAGAGAGGAUUAGGUGAACAUGUAGUGCUUAUUCCUGACGAAUGGCGCCAUGUAGAAAUCUCAGGUGAUUUUGCCAAGUGGAAAUCAACUACCUAUGUACCUAUCACGCAUGCCAAGACGCUUAUUGUUGAACGUCUGUUGUAUAUGGGCAUCACCGUAUGGUUUUCCGAUGUCGAUAUUGUAUUUUUGAACCCUACCAUUUAUAACCAUAUUUUGUGGAAUAUGAAGAACCGUAAGGAUGUCCACAUGGUUUUCCAACAAGAGACUCGUCAGACAAGUAUCAACAGCGGUUUCUAUCUCAUGCGCCCCACUCUUGUCACCAAACGAAUACUUGGUCGUACGAUUGACCUCCAAGACCGCCAUGGCAACCUUACGCAGCAACGUGUUAUGAACCUUGUCCUGAGUGACAUGAAUCAAGACUAUAGAAAUUCUCCCAUGCUUCUAUUAGACUUCAUGCAGUUCCCCAAUGGCAACAUUUAUUUUGGGGCCAAGCUCCCCACCAAGCUUGGUUUUGAGCCCAUGAUGGUCCAUGCCAAUUAUCGGUAG